CUCCAGUGCCACCAUGCUCAGAGUAUUCCCGCCUGACCUGUGCGGCGCCAGUCGCGGCACCUCCUUCGGGGCGCGCUCCGCAAUGACCGCCGCAGUGCCUGUCCCGCACCACUCGGAGGAGUCGGCCCUCCUCUUCGUGCCAAGGAGGCUGGAGCUCGAGGCCUGCCCCCUCACCGCCACCCCCCCUGGCGCGCUGCCGCCGUCCCCCCACUCGGCGCGCGGAGCGCGUCGGAGGUGCGCUCUCGGGAUGGCGUCGGCGCGGCCGCCCCGAUGGCCUGGGACAGGCCAGGCGGGCACGGCAGCGGUCUCCUGGACAAGAGGGACUCGCUGGACGUGCUUGCGGCCUCCCGAGCGUGCCUGCGGGAGGCGGGCAGGCUGGACGAGAUGGAUUCGGACGCCUACAGCACAGUGGAGGCCUGCUCUCAGGAUGCCGCCGCCUUCUCGACGGACGGCGAGUCGAAGGACGCCGAGGUCCACUCGCGGGAUGGCUGUGCGCACACCGGCCCGAGUCAGAGCGCAGGCGUGCUCAUGGGGAUCUUCCUCGUUCCGUGCGUGCAGGCCUGGGCCGGUGGCUCACCGCCGACGGCGGGGUGGAGCUUGGGAAGCGAGCCCAGGCCCACCUCGCUGACGCUCGCGAACGUGCCAGCACACUACACGGAGAACAUGCUGAAGUGGACGCUUGACGCUUUGGGGCUGCUCUCGGGGUGCGACUUCGUGUACCUGCCGCGCGUGCAGGCGACUGGGGACGCGCUGACCCUGAACAUGGGGCACGCCCUGCUGAACUUCGCCACUCCUGAUGGCGCAGAUCUCGCACGCGAUCGACUCUCUGGCCACGCUUGGGACAGCGGCCUGGGGCACGGAUGCAAGCAUAUUCCGGCUGAGGUCAUGGACGCCGCGCCCCAGGGGUACCAGGACUGUGCGGACUACGUAAACUUCCUUACUUGCGGCUUGUCCAGCGACAGCAGCAUGCUGGAUUGGUUGGACGUCCCCGCCCUCAGAACGGGUCCGCAGGCAUUGCAAGUCUGUUGAGAUCCUCCUCGUUGUGCUAGUCCCCGCACGUGUUCAUGGAUCCCACCAGGCUCACAGAGCCUUGGUCUGUGAGCUUCACUGUACACAAGAGCAGCAGAGAGGGCCAGGGGGCCCACUCUCUGCCCGGGGAAUCAGUGACAGCCCGAGACGGUGGUGCCCAUGGCCAAAGCGAGGUGGGACGAGCCAUUUUCGUGAGGGCGCGGAGGCCGGGUGAGGAGAAUGGCGACGACGGCGAUGGGGAGAUCUUGCCUGCAAGCUGUGAAGGGGCACGACAGCGCACUCGUGGUGCCGUCGUGCUUGCCGGGGGCCCUCCUGCGCCGUGAUCGUUUUCCUCCGCUGUCCCUGGGGCCCGCUCUGCCUAUGGCCGUGCGGUCUCUUGCGGCGCGGGCGGCUGGCUCGCAUGCUCGGUGCGGGCGGUCGGGAACAGUUCGUCCCCCCUCUCCUGCCCCUAUGCUUCUUCUCCUCCUUCUCCGCUCCUUCGUCCUCCUGCCCCCCCUCCCCC
Molecule: messenger RNA, 1531 nt
Organism: Prorocentrum cordatum
Lineage: Eukaryota; Dinophyceae; Prorocentrales; Prorocentraceae
Source: the annotation of a GenBank genome assembly